This is a messenger RNA of Geodia barretti, 207 nucleotides long. The record is from the annotation of a GenBank genome assembly. Lineage: Eukaryota; Metazoa; Porifera; Demospongiae; Tetractinellida; Geodiidae.
AAAAGUAUAUUUCAAGUCAUGCAAACCACAUUUAAUGUGGGAGGGUGGCAAUGCAGUGCACAGGCAACACAUAUUCACACUCAACAUCUUUUGAGACACACAGCAAUAAAGUGUGUUGGAGGGUCAGUGUUGCUAUUGAGAGAGGUCAGAGAGCUGUUUCUUGCUGCCGUGUGGUGGCUCAGGGGAGAGAGGGGAGAGGGGUGUGGU